GGAGGGGCCAGCGGCGUGUUGACAGUCAACAGCGGCUCGUCACGUGACUGCCAGAGGGGGCGCGGUCUUUCCCCGCGGACCCUGAAGGCACCGCAAGCAGCAGUCGGGUGCACAUGGACCAAUCAGCUCGCAGUGGGCGGGGCCACGUCAGUGCGCUCGCUUGCUUCCCCAACCAUGUGGCGAGAGAGGUGGCCGUUGCCGUGGUAACGACCCUAGGAGGCUGCCUGGGAAACCCCCCCAGUAGGAGCCUACUGCGCACGGAAGCUCAAGUGAAGUGGACGAUGGAGGUUUUGUGCUUCAGCCUAAGCCUACCGCUGGACUCCGACACGGUCCGCGUAUGCGUGGACAUCUACACGCACUGGAUGUCAGUGCUGGUGUCCCCACGAGACUCCAUCCCUCCGCCACUCAUCAAGGAGCCCAACGUUUAUGUCCAGAAGAUCCUUAGACACCUUCGGACCUUGUUCAUGCCCAGGCCGGACCGUUCCAGUCCGGCGUACGCGUCUGUCUGCCCGCGUGUGCUGGCUGCAGUUCAGCUGCUGGCGAAAGAGGGCGCUGGCAUGAGCGGGGAGACCUGGGAAAUGCUGCUUCACUUCCUGAUUUGUAUCAACCAAUCAGUACUGGACACACUCACCUCUGCACCUAUUUGCCAGCCACUGUCCCUACCAUCCAUGGAAGUCCUGUUCCAGGUUAGUCUGGUGUCCUGUUCCCGCUGUUUCCCACCUCGGUCCUUUUGGCUGUCGUGGAGACAGAUGAUGACCACAUGGCGGUUUCAGCCUGCCGCAUUGGACCAGUGGACACGGGUUGUCACUGCUCUAACAUCCAGGUUGCUGCGUCUGAGUUUUGGUCCUGACUUCCCUCAUUUGAAGGUCCCAGAUGAGGACGCCACUCUGAUCCCUGAUGACAUGGACCACCAAGUCACCCUCCAGACCUGGUUCAGGUUUCUGCAUUUGAUUAGUAAUCCUGUAGACCUGAAGCGUCCACCGGCUUACGGCCCAGUUCCUCCAGGACAGGAAGACGUCUUCCUCACAGCCAUGUCUACCAUCAGUAGAUUGGUGGAUGCAUUUCUGGGUGUCUCUGUGGUCUGUGGAGAACCAGGGGACCAAACGCUGAUGAACACAGGUCAUAAUCUUACCAUCAGCCAUGUCUCUUCAUGUCCACAUCACGUGUCUGUUCUCCUUCUCGUCUCUUCUUCUUUUUAUUGUUGUGACCUUGCAGGACUUUCAACCAGAAUCCAUUUUAGAGACCGUCUGCCUUCUCUCGGUGUCGCUGUCACCCGGAGUCCUUUCAGAGACAGACUGCCCUCCUAUGGUGUCUCGCGUCCUCGUUCCGGAAGUGCCCCUCCGAACCCCGUCAACAUACUGAGCAUGCCCAGCAAAUCACCGCCUCCGCCGCACACUAGACAGAAGACAUCAAACAUUUCCAAGGCCACUGGGAAACCUCAGAUAGGAUCAUCACAAACCUCCCCAUCCUUCCACCCGUGGAAGUCUUCUAGUGGUCUUUCUGCAUUCUCAUGGGUGUUGUACUCAUACCCCCGUGGUCCCCCGUCCCCUAUGAGGGGCAGCGUGGAUUCCCUGCUUCACCUGUUUGGCUUCUGCCUGUUUGACGCUGCUCUCGUUGACAAAGACUCUGCCCCUAACGACCGCUGGGAAGAUGGACGAGCUGAGGCCUGUGGGACACUUUGUCGGAUCUUCUGUUGUAAGAAAACCUCAGAAGAUGUCCUUCCCGUGUACCUGUCGAGGUUCUAUGCAGUCCUUCUGCAGGGUCUGUGGGUGUGUGAAAGCCUAAGCCCUGUUGUGUCCUCCAUCCUGCUCCACUCGUCCUCGUUGUUUUGCUGUGAUCUGCCUGGAGUCAACCUACUGCUCCCUUCGUUCAUCUCCAUCUUGGAGAAGGUUCUGCUGGAAAGGGAGAUGCUGAGCUUGAAGGCCUUCGUGAGCCUGGCAGACUUGCGGCGGGCAUCCAUCUUGGUGCUGAUGUCACUCUUGCCCCUUCCCCAGCAGUUCGGACCAGUCCAGCUGGCGUCGCUCCGAGACACCAGUGAUGAUGAAGCCACCACGGGAAGCUUCCAGUCCCACAAGCUGCGCCUGAUCGGUUUGCUGAUGGGUUCUCUGCAGACAGAGGCUGACAGUACCAACACGCAGAUGCUGCUAGCGGCCGUCUUGACUCUGGUUCAGGACUGCGCUCUGAAGGAGCUUGAGGGACAAACUCACCAGGCAACAAAAACUCACUAUGCCGGACACAGGGGAACCAAACGCACCGACAGAUCUACCGACCAAUCAGCCAUGGCGGCAGUCCUGUGGAUAGAUAUUGUGCAUCUGCUGACUCAACAUCUGACCGUCCAGUGGAGGAACGACUCAGGGGUUUGCCUGGUGGCCAUGGAGAUUUUGGCAGGACUGGCCAGGGUGAAUGUGGCCGUGGCGGAGCAGGAAAAGAAGCGAGUGGUCAGCUCGAUCUGUCGCUACAUUGAGUUCCAGUGCGGUCGUCCUCCACCGCUUCACUCCAGAGAGCUUCAUUCCAUCAUUGUGGUGGCCUUUCAUUGCCUCAGCACUUGGAUUACAAGUCACCAUGACAUCCUGGAGGACCAGGAGUGCUUGCUGGAGCUUUUUGAGAUUGUGGAGCUCGGCGUGUCAGGUAGCAAAUCCAGACAGGAAGAGGAAGUACGGUGCCGAGAGGAGAAAGAACUGAAUCCCGUCUCUUUGAGAGUGAAGGAGGCAGCUGAAGCCACGCUAAAUUGCAUCAUGCAGGUGUCUGGAGCUAGCUCAUCCUUUGGAAGCUCUUCAGACGAGGAUGCACUGAUUGGCUGCUCCGGUCUGAGUGACAGAACCCUGAAAAAGUUCAGAUAUUUUGCUUUGGAUGCUUCUGUGAUCCUAGGAAUUCUGGAACAAGAUCAGGGACCUGAACAAGCUUCUGCAUCGUGCCCAUCACUCAUGGUGCUGAUUCGAGGACAGUUUUCACAUCACUCCUGGAUUCUUCAGCAACGUCUUCAUCCCAGAGAGGAAAAAAAUAGUCCAAAGUUUUCCAUGCAGAAAGCGGUCAGACUUCAGGAAAGUGGUGGCGGUGAAGACCAGGUGUAUGCUGCAAUAUCACACUGUGGGUCUGGUGUCAAAAAUCCGCUGUCUCUGGAAACCAUCAACACAGUUCCUUUGGUUGAAGCAGACAUGAGUAUUCCUGACAUUUGGGAAGGCCUGACUGAGGAGGAGAAGCAGCGUCUAAAUCAUCUCCGAGCAACUUUGGAGCAACAGCAGCUGGUGGAGGCGGAUAUCUGCCGGUCUGUUGCCAUAACAACGUGUGCACCUGCACCAUGUCCUCGUCCUGCCACUCACGUCCAGAAUGCGAGGCUCUUCCUGUCCCACUUGGGCCUGGUGACUCCUGAGACUGUGAAAGAAUUUGGUAGCGGGGAUGUUCCAGCUCAGUUGGUAUCACUGGAUUCAUCAAUACCAGGAUUUUGUGAGGACCUGAGACGUUUAGACCAGCUCCCUUUCAAAACCCAGGACUCUGCCUUCAUCUUCUAUGUGAGGGCAGGACAGAAGACAGCAACUGAGAUUUUACAUAAUGUGGAGUCGUGUGCAAAUGUGUCUUGUCACUUCCUGGAUUUCCUGUCCAGUUUGGGUCGGCCAGUAGCUCGACGCAGACGCGAGGUUGUAGAAUUCGUGGCUGCCCUGGGGCAGAGCGGCGGACACGCGUUUGAUGGCGAUCGCUUUGUUCUCAAGUACGAGGACGCCCUGACAGACAUCACCUUCAUCGUUCCGUCUUCAUCAUCGCCAGCUUGGUCAAAGCAGUGGAAGGAGGCGGAUUCAGAUCUUCAAAGGUUGGCUGAAGAUCGACACAAAUCCAAGCUAAUGAUUGUGUGGGUAGAACGGUUAGAGGACAUUGAGGCCUUUCCUGUUUGUGAGCUGACCAAAAGCCAAUCUUCCAACUGUCCUCGCGACGUGUCUGUCAGUGCAUGGGAGACCCAAGUGAUGUUCGUCCACGGCCUCCGUAGCGGCCUCUUCCGGAUCAUCACACGUGGCAAUUCCGGCAGCAAGUGGAGUUUGCUGCCGCCGCUGGUGGACGGGAUCGUCGUCAGCAGGCGUACUCUCGGCCCUUUGGUGAUGGAGACUAUGUUGAACGGUUGCCGUCGGCGACAGUCGUGCGGCGAUUCCGCCCCACCGCCACACGUCAACAGGAAGUUGCUGAUCGGCGAGAUGGUCGGUCGCUACCGCACCCGCCGCUCAGAACCCGCCGACUUCUACGGCGCCCUAUUUCAACAACCCUGAACCACAUGCAUGAUCGCAGCACCGCCUCACGUGAUUGGACCCAACCGUCUCUAUUUGCUCAUUUCCGACUGGGACGACUCAGAGGAAGAUCAGCAAUUAUCAUCAAUGAUUAUUCAUUCAUUCAUCUUCCGUACCGCUUGAUCCUCACUAGGGUCGCGGGGGGUGCUGGAGCCCAUCCCAGCCGUCUCCGGGCAGUAGGCGGGGGACACCCUGAAUCGGUUGCCAGCCAAUCGCAGGGCACACAGAGACGAACAACCAUUCGCACCCUCACUCGCACCUAGGGACAAUUUAGAGCGUCCAAUCAGCCUGCCAUGCAUGUUUUUGGAAUGUGGGAGGAAACCGGAGCACCCGGAGAAAACCCACGCAGGCCCGGGGAGAACAUGCAAGCUCCACACAGGGAGGCCGGAGCUGGAAUCGAACCCGGUACCUCUGCACUGUGAAGCCGACGUGCUAACCACUGGACUACCGGGCCGCCAUCAAUGAUUAUCACAAUUUAUAAUAACAGUUGAGCCACAUAAAUAAUCGUUAUUAGACUCAGUCAUUUUUUCAUCAUUUUCUUACACAUCACUCAUUAUCUUUUCGACCCAUAAUCCAUUAUUACAAUUAACUGUCAUGAUUUACUUAAAAAAAUAAAACUAAAACCUGACAUCCUGA
This is a messenger RNA of Hippocampus zosterae (dwarf seahorse), 4907 nucleotides long. RefSeq names its product ral GTPase-activating protein subunit beta-like. Lineage: Eukaryota; Metazoa; Chordata; Actinopteri; Syngnathiformes; Syngnathidae. The transcript has 29 exons. Gene Ontology annotation, molecular function: GTPase activator activity. The coding region runs from base 114 to 4253 and encodes 1379 amino acids. Gene Ontology annotation, biological process: regulation of small GTPase mediated signal transduction; activation of GTPase activity. The record is from RefSeq and is a predicted model, not a curated record.